Molecule: messenger RNA, 2037 nt
Organism: Oreochromis aureus
Lineage: Eukaryota; Metazoa; Chordata; Actinopteri; Cichliformes; Cichlidae
Exons: 6
Coding region: 651-1502 (283 amino acids)
Cellular component (GO): plasma membrane
Molecular function (GO): transmembrane signaling receptor activity
Source: RefSeq, a predicted model, not a curated record
GACAAUGGAUUAAUCUCUGAACAUUAAAAGAUGUUAUGAUACACAAUUUAAAUUUAAUUUCUGAGUCUUCUGAUAAAUGAAAUAUUAAAUAUUGUUUGUUUGCAUGCUGCCCCUCUUUAAUUUCCAAAGUCUUUAACUGACCAAAUACUUAAACAACGGUGCGUUAUUUUGAUCAAAAGUUCCAGAUAUGCCUCUGUGAAGAACAUUUUUGCAGAGCAGAUGUGAAAAAUAGCCUUUAGAGAGAUUGUAGUGUUCUGUUUGAUCUGAUGAAAAUGGAGGACUGACAGCAUUUUAGUAUAAUGAGCAAGUCUAGUUUAUAACUAAUAAUGUAUAAUUGUAGUUUAGUAAACCUCAAGCGGUCGGUUUCUUUAGAGCCUGAAUGAAGCUUUGAAAGUGGAAAAGAUUUAAGUUAUGAGAGGAAACAGGAAACUUAAAUAAAGAAACUGUUGCAAUAGUGUGUGUGUGUGUGUGUGUGUGUGUGUGUGUGUGUGUGUGUGUGCGUGCGUGCGUGCGUGUGUGUGUGUGUGUGUGUGUGUGUGUGCGUGCGUGCGUGAGGUUUGAGGGCGUGACCUCAUCAUUAAGAGAAGUAAGAAGUUCCUGGUUUGCAGUGAAGAAGAAGAGAAGCAGCAUUAAACCAUCAGAGCUCUGAGAUGAAACACACUUUGGUCUGCUUCAUCUUCCUCACAGCACUUCAGGAUGGAAACACUGGUUUGGUCAAAGCACAAACUCUCCCCCGCAGAGCAGAGGAAGGAGGAAACAUCACAGUUGCAUGCAGGUUUUAUUUGUCUGGAAGCAGGAAACUCUUCUGUAAGGAAAAAUGUGAAAAAGGAAACAUUCUUGUUGAAACAUCUGAUGAUGCAGCUCAGAACGGCAGAUACAGCAUUAAAUAUGAACAAACAGAUACUCUGUCAUAUACUCUGUAUGUGAGCAUCACACAGCUGAAACAGUCUGACUCAGGAUGGUACAGGUGCUCUUUGGACAGAACUUUGUUGACAGAUGGAAACGAUGAUUUUGAGCUGAUUGUCACAGAAGCUUCAACCACUUCAACACCAAACGGGACUCUGAGACCUUUUUCAGCUUCAGUGUUUCUCUCAUCAGCCUCCACACCACCAACAACACAGAGUUUAAGCUCAACUUCAGGAAGCUCCACACCUUCAUCAGCCUCCUCUGAAACCAAAGAUGCAAGAUCAGAUGUGCUGAUUUAUGUGGGUCUGAUUCUGGUCGUUAUGAUCGUCGUCUUAUCAGCAGCUCUGCUGAUUUUCUACUUGAAGAGCAGGACCACUAAACCCAGAGGACCUCCUGUGGAAACAGAGUAUGCUGACAUGCCGGCAGAUAACCUCUGCUACGCUGAAGUGGAGUUUUCCCACAUUCCUGUCACCAGCAGCGCCCCCUGUGGUGAAGCAACUGAUGUUGUCUACUCAAUGCCUCAGGUGGACCUGAGUACUGCCAUCCACACCAAAGAUUCUUCACCUCCUCUGUACUCUACUGUUUCCUCACUAUGAAUUACAUCAGUACUUUUUUUAAACCUGUCCUGUCCAGCAGAAUAAUGGUCUGAAUGCUUUGUUGUGCCAAACAUAUUUGCUUUCCCAAGAGGAGCAGCAUAGACUCUCUGUAGGCUCCUCUUUUUAUGUUUUUGUUUUAUUUAUUUAUUUAAUUUCAUUAUUCAUUUUUUUCUGUAUGAAUAUUAUGUUGGAGCGGACAGGGGGUGAAGGUCAGACAGGUAAAAGACAGGAGAUGAAAUCAGAGGAACAGAAGAAGAAAAGGGACAGAAAAACGAGAGAAAACAAUGAGGGUGGGGGAAAAAUCGAGGAUGAAGUAUGCAGUUAUAUAGCCUAAUGUUAAAGUUGUUUUUAUUACAGCUGCUUCUAAUUUAGUUCAACAGAUACAUAAUUUAAAAAUGUUGCUUUUAUGAUUCUGGAUAAAUUUAGUGAAACGAUUGCAGAAAACAGACUGCUAUGAAACAAGAUAUAUUUUAAGGAAAACAAAAAGUGAAGAGAUGCAGUAAUCUACAUGUUUUUAAUGAAAAUAAACAUGAAC